AUGACGUGUGUUCAUAUCGUGCUUUUCAAGGUCAAGGCGCAAGUGUUAAAGAACGGUUAUGAAGAGUUCAAAGCUCGCGCAGAGACCAUCCGCGAUCUCCCGAUUGUAAAGGAACAUGCCAAGGAGCUCCAGCUAGGACCACCGAUUUGGGACACACGGUCGCACGGCUUCAACUAUGGCCUGUACUCGGUGUUUGAGACGCGAGAGAGCCUAGAAAGGUACAAAGAGGACAACGAUCACAAAGAGUACGUAUAUGAAUUGGAGUGA
Molecule: messenger RNA, 267 nt
Organism: Malassezia globosa CBS 7966
Lineage: Eukaryota; Fungi; Basidiomycota; Malasseziomycetes; Malasseziales; Malasseziaceae
Exons: 1
Coding region: 1-267 (88 amino acids)
Source: RefSeq, a predicted model, not a curated record